Entrophospora candida is the source of this 606-nucleotide messenger RNA. The record is from the annotation of a GenBank genome assembly. NCBI's taxonomy places the organism in Eukaryota, Fungi, Glomeromycota, Glomeromycetes, Entrophosporales, Entrophosporaceae.
AUGCAAUUAACCAGGUUUUGUAUUUAUAUAAAAGCCUUGAAAUUGGUACAAGAUGCUUCCACUAGGUGGAACUCCUCAUAUUAUGCAUUUGAUUGUCUUUACUUUUUAAAAGAUGCAAUUAUUCAACUUCAAACAGAUUUAUACACAUCAACAAAUAGAGAAGAAAAAAAAGAUGGAAAUAAGCUUAGAAAAAUAAUGCCAUCAGAUGAGGAAUGGAAUUUAAUUGAUGAAUUAAUAACUUUAUUAAUGCAUUUUGAGCAAGCCACAUGUGAAUUUUCAGGUGGUUCUUACGUUACUUUAAGUAAAAUGGUUCAAACAAUAAAGGAAUUAAUUUUCAAUUUAGGAGAUUUUUAUGAAGUAUUGGAUGAAACCACAACCAGUGAAUUCAAUGAUCUUUAUGAAACAAACUCAAUCCCAGAUAUUGAUGAUGAAGAAGUUUUAAGUAAUUAUUCAAAAAAGAAAAUUUCAAUUAAGCAUCCUAUAAAUACAAUUAAUUUAUUGAAUAAAAUCAAAGAAAAAAUCUAUGAUUCAUUAAUCUAUUAUUGGAAUGGCCCUAAUGACCUUGGAUUAUUAGCAACUCUUUUGGACUCUCAUUACAAAAAUUAG